AUGCCGGGUGCAUACAAAGGAGAGUGCGGGGACGAUGUGGACCCCAUGCCAUUCCUGGCUCCAUCUGAGCAGGAGCGCCUGGAUGCUAUGAAUAAGUCCUAUGAUAUCAAGCGCUCCUGCUGGGUCAAAGAUGAGAAGGAGGCUUUCAUUGCUGGGGAGAUUCAGUCUGAGGACGGAGACAAAGUCACCAUCAAGACCAGCAGGAACACUACGGUGACGGUGAUGCGGGAUGAUGUUCAGCAGAUGAACCCUCCUAAGUUCUACCAAGCCAGUGACAUGGCCAACCUCACGUUCCUCAACGAGGCCAGCGUCAUGGACAACCUACGCAGCCGCUACGUCAACAUGAGGAUCUAUACCUACUCAGGCCUCUUCUGCGUGACCAUCAACCCAUACAAGUGGCUGCCCAUCUACGGUGCUAAAGUGGCCCAGAUAUACAAAGGGAAGAAACGCAACGAGGUUCCCCCUCACCUCUUCUCCAUCUCCGACAACGCCUACCACGACAUGAUGAUGGAGCAUGAGAACCAGUCUAUGCUGAUCACUGGGGAAUCUGGUGCUGGCAAGACUGAAAACACCAAGAAGGUCAUCCAGUACUUUGCCAAUGUUGGAGCCGUCGGGAGCAAAGCCCCCGAGUCCAAGGGCUCUCUGGAGGACCAAAUCAUUCAAGCAAACCCAGUGCUGGAGGCAUUUGGUAAUGCAAAGACCACCAGGAACAACAACUCCUCACGCUUUGGAAAGUUUAUUCGCAUCCACUUCGGGCCAACAGCUAAGCUGGCUGGUGCCGACAUUGAGACCUAUCUGCUGGAGAAGUCCAGAGUGAUUUCCCAGCAGCCAGCUGAGAGAGGAUACCACAUCUUUUACCAGCUCCUGUCUGGAAGGAAGCCAGAGCUCGUUGAGGGUCUGCUGUUGAAGCCGGACCCCAAGCAGUACGUGUGGGUGUGUCAGGGAGUCACCGUGGUGGACAACAUGGACGACGGAGAGGAGCUGAUGCUCACUGACGUGACCUUUGAUGUGCUGGGUUUUACUCUUGAAGAGAAGAUGAGUGUGUACAAGUUGACUGGAGGCAUAAUGCACUUCGGCAACAUGAAAUUCAAACAGAAACCCAGAGAGGAGCAAGCUGACGUGGAUUCCACCGAGGUGGCUGACAAAGUCGCCCACCUCAUGUGCAUCAACUCGGGGGAGCUGCAGAAGGGUAUCACCCGGCCUCGGGUCAAGGUUGGCAACGAGUUUGUGACCAAAGGUCAGAACCAAGACCAGUGUGUGUAUUCCAUCGGUGCUCUGGCUAAGGCCGUGUACGACCGCAUGUUCAAAUGGAUGGUGACCCGCAUCAACAAGACACUGGACACCAAAAUGCAACGCCAGUUCUUCAUAGGAGUUCUGGAUAUUGCCGGAUUUGAGAUCUUUGAGUUCAACAGCUUUGAGCAGCUGUGCAUCAACUUCACCAACGAGAAGCUGCAGCAGUUCUUCAACCACCACAUGUUUGUACUGGAGCAGGAGGAGUACAAGAAGGAGGGCAUCGACUGGGUCUUCAUCGACUUUGGCCUGGACCUGCAGGCCUGCAUUGACCUGCUGGAGAGGCCCAUGGGCGUUUUCUCCAUCCUGGAGGAGCAGUGUGUGUUUCCUAAGGCAACAGAUGCUACCUUCAAGGCUGCUCUGUAUGACAACCACUUGGGCAAGUCUUCCAACUUCCUCAAGCCAAAAGGGGGGAAGAAGGGAGCCGAGACCCACUUUGAACUGGUGCACUACGCCGGCACCGUGGGCUACAACAUCGGCGGCUGGCUGGAGAAGAACAAAGACCCUUUGAACGAGACGGUGGUGGGUCUGUUCCAGAAAUCCUCCAUGCCGCUCCUGGCUCUGCUCUUCAAAGAGGAGGAGGCCGCUGCAGGGACUAAGAGACAGAAGAAAGGGUCCUCCUUUCAGACGGUCUCCAACUUCUACAGGGAACAACUCAACAAGCUGAUGAGCACCCUGCGAAGCACCGCUCCUCAUUUCGUCCGCUGCAUUGUGCCCAAUGAAUACAAGAAGUCAGGUGUGACAGACAACUACCUUGUCCUUCACCAACUGGCCUGUAACGGUGUGCUGGAGGGCAUCCGUAUCUGCAGAAAGGGUUUCCCCAACAGACUACAGUACCCGGAAUUCAAACAGAGGUACUACAUCCUGAACCCCAAUGUGAUCCCUAAGGGAUUCGUCGACAACAAGAAGGCCUCUGAGCUCAUCCUAAGUUCUGUAGGACUGGAUAACAUGGAGUACCGCAUCGGACACACCAAGGUGUUCUUCCGGGCAGGUGUCCUGGCCAAGCUGGAGGAUGUGCGUGACGAGCGGCUGGCUAAGAUCAUAACCAUGCUGCAAGCUCGCCUCAAAGGGAAUCUCAUGAGGAUCGAGUUCAAGAAGAUGCUGGAUAAACGAAUUGCAUUGAUGGCCAUCCAACGCAAUGUCAGGAAGUUCCUUCAGCUGCGCUACUGGGGCUGGUGGAAACUCUAUACCAAGCUGAAGCCCCUGCUGAUGGUGGCCCGUCAGGACGAGGCCUUCAAAGUCAAGGAGGAGGAGCUGAGGGCGGCGAUGGAGAAGACCACAGAGUUGGAGGGCAAGCUCAAAGCUCUGGAGGAGAAGAUGGUCACUCUGUCGCAGGAGAAGAAGGACCUGGCCUUGGCGCUGGCUGCAGAGCAGGACACGCUAGGCGAUGCAGAGGAGCGCAGCACCCAGCUGAUGCGCCAAAAAGGUCAACUGGAAGAGUCUGUGCGGGAUCUCCGUGAGCGCCUGGAGGAAGAGGAGGGCAGUAACGCCUCUCUCCAUGCCCAGCGGAGGCAGCUGGAGGGGGAACUGACGGAGCUGAAGAGAGACCUGGAGUCUUUGGAGUCCACCUUGGCCAAAAAUGAGAAGGAGAAACAGGGAUUGGACUACAAGGUGCAGACUCUGACAGGGGACCUGGGCCAGCGGGACGACCAAAUCACCAAGCUGCAGAGGGAGAAGAGAGCUCUGGAGGAACUGCAACAGAAAACGCUGGAGGAUCUCCAAACAGAGGAGGAGAGGGUCAACCACCUGACCAAGACCAACAGCAAGCUCAGCACCCAAGUGAAUGAGCUGGAGGACAGCUGGGAGCAGGAGAAGAGGAUCAGGGCAGAGGUGGAGAAGGCCAGGAGGAAGGCAGAGGGAGACCUGAAGAUGACCAUCGAGAACCUCAACGAGAUGGAGAACGCCAAGCUUGAUCUGGAGGAGGUCAUCAAGAAGAGAGACUUUGAGAUCAACAACAUGAACUCGAAGCUGGAGGAUGAGCAGUCCCUCAGCUCGAUGCUCAGCCGAAAGCUCAAAGAGCACCAAGGCCGCAUCGAGGAGUUGGAGGAGGAGCUGGAGGCUGAGCGAGCCAUGAGAGCGAAGGUAGAGAAGCAGCGGGCAGAGCUGUCACGGGAUCUGGAGGACCUUGGUGACAGGCUGGAAGAGGCGGGUGGAGCCACUGUUGCCCAGGUUGAACAGAACAGGAGGCGGGAGGCGGAGGUGCUGAAGCUGAGGCGCGAGCUGGAGGAGUCAGUGCUUCAAUCUGAGGCCUCGGCGGCGGCGCUGAGAAAGAGGCACUCCGACUCGAUGGCGGAGCUCGGUGAGCAGCUGGAAAACCUGACCAGGCUGAAGGUGAAGCUGGAGAAAGACAAGCAGACCAUGAAGGCUGAGAUCGAAGACCUCAACGUCACCAUGGAGGCCACACAGAAAGCAAAGAUGAACUCUGAGGCCCAUGUCCAUAAGCUGGAGGACAGCUUGGCAGAAGCGAAUGCUCGCCUGGCUGAAAUGGAGCGCAGUCAGUCUGAGCUCAACACCGCCAAGAUCCGCCUAACUGCGGAGAAUGGGGAGCUGAGCAGGGAGCUUGAGGAGGCACAGAAUAAGCUGACCCAGGUGACCAGGCUGAAGGCCUCGCUCACCUCCCAGAUCGAUGAGCUCAAGAGACAAGUGGAUGAGGAAAGCAAGGGUCGCAACACAGCGAUGGUGGCUCUGGCCAAUGCGCGUCAUGAUCUGUCUCUAAUGAAGGAGCAGCUGGAGGAGGAGUCAGAGACCCACAAUGAGCUGCAGCGCCUCGUCUCCAAACUGAACGCUGAUGUCACCACCUGGAGGAGCAAGUACGAGACGGACGCCAUCCAGCGCACCGAGGAGCUGGAGGAAACGAAGCGUAAGCUGGCGGUGCGUCUCCAGGAGGCUGAGGAGGCGGCAGAGUCGUCCCAGGCCAGAGCCGCCAGCCUGGAGAAGGUCAAGCAGAGAUUGCAGGGAGAGGUGGAGGACCUCACCAUAGAUCUGGAAAAGUCCAACGCAGCCGCGGCAGCUCUGGAUAAGAAGCAGCGGGUGUUCGACAAGCUGGCGGCCGAGUGGAGCCAGAAGAACGAGGAGCUGCAGCUGGAGCUAGAGAACAGCCAGAAGGAGAGCCGCUCCUACAUGACGGAGCUCUACAAGCUGAAGACGGCUCACGAAGAGAGCCUGGACCAGCUGGAGACCAUCCGCAAGGACAACAAGACCCUCACCGAGGAGAUUAAGGAGCUGGUUGACCAGCUUGGAGAAGGAGGUCGCAGCGUCCACGAGCUGCAGAAGGCCAGGAGGAAACUGGAGGGGGAGAAGGAGGAGCUCCAGCUGGCCCUGGAGGAGGCCGAGGCCUGUCUCGAGGUGGAGGAAGGUAAACUGGUACGUGUACAGUUGGAGCUGGCUCAGGUCAAGGCUGACAUUGACCGCAGAAUCCAUGAGAAAGAAGAGGAAUUUGAGGUCACCAGAAAGAACCACGCACGUGCGGUGGAGUCACUGCAGGCCAGCCUGGAGGCGGAGGCCAAAGGUCGCGCCGAGGCCCUGCGGAUGAAGAAGAAGAUGGAGGGGGACCUGAACGAGAUGGAGAUUCAGCUGGAGCACGCCAACAGGAACAACGCCGAGCUGGUCAAAACCCUCAAGAAGCUCCAGCAGCAGAUCAAAGACCUGCAGGUGCAGAUGGACGAGGAUUGCCGUCAGCAUGAGGAGCUCAGGGAGCAGUACAACCUCCAGGAACGCCGUCUGUCUCUCUUGAUGGGGGAGCUGGACGAGCUGAGGGGAGGCCUGGAGUCCUCUGAGAGGGCCCGCAAGCUCAUGGAGCAGGAGCUGGUGGAAACCAUGGAGAGAUAUAAUGAGCUCAACAUACAUAACCAGAGUCUGACGGUCCUGAAGAGGAAGUUGGAGGCGGACCUCGCCCGACUCUCCAGUGAGAACGAAGAGCUGAUCUCAGAGUUUCGCGCCGCUGAUGAGAGAGCCAAGAAAGCUGUGACUGACGCAACACGGCUGUGUGAGGAGCUUCGUCAGGAGCAGGAGAGGACCUCCCAUCUGGAGAGGAUUAAGAAGAACCAGGAGCAGAACCUCAGAGACCUCACUCUGAAACUGGAGGAGGCCGAGCAGCAGGCUCUGAAGGCUGGCAAACGCACCAUCCAGAAACUGGAAACCAGGAUCAAGGAGUUGGAGAACGAGCUGGAUCAGGAGCAAAAGCGGCAUGUGGAGACGGUGAAGAAUCUCCGUAAGGGAGAACGCCGGCUGAAGGAGCUGGUCUUCCAGACCGAGGAGGACCAUAAGACCAACCAGCGCAUGCAGGAGCUGGUGGAAAAACUCCAGAACAAACUAAAGUCAUACAAGCGACAGAUAGAGGAGGCGGAGGAGCAGGCCAACUGCAGCCUGUCAAAGUACCGUAAGACGAUCCACGAGUUGGACGAUGCAGAGGAGCGUGCAGACAUGGCCGAGAUGGCCCUGAAUAAGCUGAGGACCAGGAACCGCGCCUCAGCGAACAAGGGCUUCACCUCUGUGGAGAUUGUUCAAGUCACCAAGCCAUCCAAAGGAGGACAGGACGACUAGCAGGGGGGAAAAAACAAACGCAGACGCACACACCCCACCAGCUGAGUGACGCACACCCAUCCCUCCCUCCAGAGGACAUGCGACAGAGGGAGCCGACAAGCUCGGCAAAAGUCUUACAAGCCCCCCCACCCGCCCCCACACUUAGUCUUGAAAAAGUCUUAAACAUCACCAAAAGUCUUAAUUAUGCAUAGUCUUAGAAACCAUCACAGAAGUAUGGAAACUGCACAAAGCUGUCUUCUGUCUUUGUGUGUGUGUGUGUGUGUGUGUGUGUAUAGGAGUGCAGAUAGCGAAACAGAGACGGAGUGUUUGUCCAGAUGUGUGUGUGUGUAUGUGUGUAUGUGUGUUUGGUCAUCUCAUACGUUGGUGUCUUUAAGCUGGGGGAGAUGGAUGGGUGAAGCUGUGUUCUCACGUCAAGGACAGAGAGCCCACCUCUUGUGUGUCAUUCUCCUGCUAAGUGUGUGUUGCCUUCACUAAUGCAAAAUCUUAAUAAACCACAAG
Molecule: messenger RNA, 6330 nt
Organism: Lampris incognitus (smalleye Pacific opah)
Lineage: Eukaryota; Metazoa; Chordata; Actinopteri; Lampriformes; Lampridae
Product: myosin-16-like
Exons: 44
Coding region: 1-5832 (1943 amino acids)
Cellular component (GO): myosin complex
Molecular function (GO): ATP binding; actin filament binding; cytoskeletal motor activity
Source: RefSeq, a predicted model, not a curated record